GGGGGGGGGGCGUUUCUUCGAGGUGAACCCACAGAGACGGAGUUGGGCUACCAUGGGAGACAAGAGGUAGAAGCGAGCGAAUCGCAUCUAGCUAGCCCCGAUGAUACAGACAGGAGAGGGGUGGUGACCAUAGCACGCGGGGUUGAAGUCGGAGGGGCAUGAUGAAGCAGGCCGUGCACUCGGACACCUACGAAGCAUUGUUUCAUGACACCGGCAACCAAUGUAUGAGAGGAAACGAGGCGCAGAAUCUAAACAUAGAGCUCUGCCUGGGUCGAGACGAGGCUGAGAUUAUCUCGGGACAGGGAGUCUAUUGUACCUACCGAUACCACCGCAUUGACGGCAGUACCUUUGUUAGUCCCCCAAAAUUGUCCGCCAACUCGGUUCAGUCGACAAGGGUCCCCCGCCCCCGGAUCAAUGUUGCGGAACACGAAGGUGUCGCAUCUAGCGCCAAUAGUUCACCUUAUUCACCUUAUCAGUUCACCCAAAAGCCUGUUGGGUUCUUCGUUGUGUACUGCAACUCUGUUGUUAAGACGGCAACAUCAGGCCAGAUUGCCGGGGGAGAGGAGAAGAAGAUGGGAAGAUGGGUUUCAGGGGAGAAGGCGGACAAGGAGAACGGAGAAGAAGCAUGGCUCGCGAAGAAAGAGCGACAAGAUGAAGAAAGGGCUAGCUGGGCAUUCGGUAGUCAUUUUAUCUUCGAACCGACCAUCUGA
Sodiomyces alkalinus F11 is the source of this 710-nucleotide messenger RNA. RefSeq lists its product as hypothetical. NCBI's taxonomy places the organism in Eukaryota, Fungi, Ascomycota, Sordariomycetes, Glomerellales, Plectosphaerellaceae. The record is from RefSeq and is a predicted model, not a curated record. The transcript is spliced from 8 exons. Bases 159 to 710 code for a protein of 183 amino acids.